GUCGCUGUCAACAACCUUCGUCGUUUACGUUUUAGUUACAUGAACGGCAGUGCAGUUUUCGUCUUCGCAAUUUAAAUUCUGAAUAAUACCUUCCAAGUUCAGUGUCAGUAUUUAUUUGAAAUUAAAAUUUGUGAUACCUACUGUGGGCACGGAGAUUUAAAUUUCCCGAAUCACUUCUUGUGUGAAGAUUUAACCGUUCACACGCGGGCGCCCGUUCAGCGCGUUAAGAAUUUCUGAAUGUUCCAAUUUGAAUUUGUUCGUCAUCCUCUUUUUCUUUCGUGAUCAUUGUCUUCCACAGCUCAUACCUCGUUACCUGUGACCGUCGUCGCUUUUCUGUAGCCUAGGUUUUAAUUUUCAUGACACCCGGACAUAAUGAAUGUUGAUGACUUUUUACGUCACCGGGGCUUGCUUUUGGCAACGCUCGGUACCGGUGUGAUAAUUGGUGCAACAAGCACCAUUCUCUACCACCACAUAAUCUCCAAAAAAGAGAAGGAGAAGUUGCAUUUUGGAAUGCAGCAACUGGAAAUAGCAAUCAGAGAUAUUAGAUCUGAACUGGAACGACUGAGCCUAUUUCUCGCGAAAAAAUUCGGCUACCUCAGAUCGACGGCUCCGGAAACUAGUGGCAGGAAGCGAAGUUCCGAACUGAGACGUGUGAGGAGCAACGCAGACACGCAAAGUAUAACAACAGACACGAUGUACUCCGUGGUCAAUACCGACGACGAAGAAAGCGAGUUCUACGAUUUCAGCUCCGACGUCGAGGAGGCAGUCCCCAGCAGGCAUGGGAGGACUGAAUCAGAAAGUGAAGAUAUGUUACGUGGAAUCGAUCAUCUUUUAAAAGGCUCAAAUCCAGAUAAAAUCAAAGCGUAUGGACUGCUUUUAGAAAUGAAUGAGGAGCUCGAUGGGAAAGACCCAGAAGUAUUAUGGAGACUUUCUAAAGUUUGUCACCUAUUAGGCCAGUAUGAGGAAUCUGAAAAUAAUAACGACAAGUACAAGCAGUUCAUUGAAAGUGGUAUUGAUUAUGGUAAACAAGCUCUUGAAUUGAACAAUCGAAGUCCAGAAGCUCACAAGUGGUAUGCAGUCAAUAUUGGCUCUAAAGGACGUUACUCUGGAACCAAAGAAAAAAUACAGAAUGGCUAUGAGUUCAAGAGGCAUAUUGAUGAAGCUUUAAAAUUAAAAGAUGAUGACCCAAUUUUACAUCAUUUACUAGCUAGAUUCCAGUAUGAGGUGGCUAUCUUAUCAGCAAUGGAGAGGAGAGUUGCAAAGUGGCUGUUCUCUGAAGUGCCAGAAGGGAAAGUAACAGAUGCAAUUGCAGGAUUUUUAAAAGCUGAAGCCUUGAAUGCUGAUCCAUGGAAAGAAAAUGAAUUCCUCUUGGCCAAGUGCUACAUUCAUGAAAAGCAGUAUCAAGAUGCAGCAAAAUGGUUAGACAAAGCUCUCAAAACCAAGAGUGAUAGUCCUCAGGAUAUCAAAAUGGACAAAGAAAUCAGUAAGCUAUUGUCGAAGUAUACAUCUUAUCUUGAAUAAAACAUGUGCCUUCCUCAAGUGACCGUUGCCCAAGUUUAGGAUUUAGGAACUUUUAGCGAGCUCUUUGAUUUAGAGGGAUGUAUGAAGUUAUUUAUUUACAAUUUAUUCUCCUCUUGAUCCAUUGCACAUCUCUCGAAUAUCACAGGACUGUGUUUGGUUAAUGUGUUUGGUAUUCAUCAGAAUUUGUUGAUCGUUCUUCAUAUAUUUUAUAUAAAUUGAUCAUCGCUGUUUUUAAUCUCAUCUCCCCAUAAGUUAUUUUAAAAAAAAAAAAAUGUUUUGUGUUAUUUUUAUUAAAUUAAUAUGUAAGAGCGUAUAAUCAUUAAAGUAACCAUGUAACUUGUUUUGAGUAAAUGAUACAAUUUUUUGUUAUGAUUUGCAUAGGUCAAAGAUGAACUGAUUAUUGUUUUAUUGUUUCCUGCGAUUUCCAGGUGUAAAAUCUUGUUGGCUUUCUCAUCUACUUUUAUAUUGUUAUUGUGUGUAAUUGAAUAAUGCCAUAAAAGAAACUCAAUUUUCUAGGGGCUCUAAAGCUUCCUUUCCAUCAAAAUAGUUGCAGGGCAAGCAAGCUGCCCAUUUUUAUUUUUAUUUUAUUUUGUUUCACAAGAAUAAUACAAAUCUACUCAGCAAUCGAAAACACAGGAAAAUGCGGAAACAAGGCUAAAAUACUUAUAUGUAUUUUAGCAUUGUUUCCGCAUUUUCCUGUUUUUUCGAUUGUCGUUUCCGUUUCGGGCUGCUUUUACAUUCUCUUUGUUUUCCACGCUACUCAGCAAUUGUGAUCAACUCCGUUUUCAAAUUUUUGAAAGUGUUAUAUUUUCAUAUCAUGGCACCCCAGUAGAUCUCACUUUUUUGUGGAUUUCUCAUUGUUAAUGGAUCUUUCUAAAUGAGUUACUUGGAGGAUGCCGAUCUCAUGUUUUCAACUCAAAAAUCUCAUCAUGCAUUUCAAUUUUUCUUACUUUUUUUUCAAAGCUACUUAAUCCCACCUUUUUAUCUAUCCCUACAGAACACAAUAAAAAAAUAAUUGUUUACUUGUAAAAACAGCAUUUAUCAAUCUUCUAUUUGUUAAUGAAACUAGUGAAGAGUGUUGUCAGUUACUUCUGUAUUAAUGCCCUUAGAUUUUUUUUUUUUCAAUCUAUAAGUUAAGGCCUCUCUUAUAUAACUGCAGGAAAUUUUAAAAAGGCUGCAAAUUUACGAGUCUAGAAAAAUCUGCCUGGACAGUUUUACUAUCAUCUUAUUACCUAAUUUCUUGUUCUUUUUUAUAGAUGCACCAACAGUUUGCACCAUUGUCAUUGAUUUUAAUGUUUAUUAGGUACAUGGUCUUGUUAUUUUAAUAUCUCUUACAAAUGUGGAUUUUUUGGGAUAGGGCAGAAUAUUCAAGGGUCUUAAUAACUUAGAAGUCGUUUUGGCAAAAUUUUGCUCAUCGAGCAAUCUGCAGUUUCAAAAAUGCUGAAAUACUGAAGGCUCUUUUAUAUUGUUUAAUCUCUGAAGAACUUUCCGAUUUUGUUCUUCUACCUUUUGCAGUAUUAUUUCAAUCCCUGGACCUACUUUAAGCUUUCCAGAUUUUUUCUAUGUUUUUUUCAAUUUAUAAUUUUAUGAGAGGCAUUUGUAAUAUUUUCAGGCUGGCAUGUGCAGCAUCCAUCAAAGCAAAAAUGCAGUCAAACUUUAUUAAUUCUGUUCAUUGUCAUUAUGACUCCAAACCAAGGCAACUUUCGUAGCUAGGCUCAAAAGAGAUAGAUGAUGUCCUCAUCUUUUGUGUCUAAUGGCAUUUGAAUUGAGGUUUGUGUUCGCUAGCUAUCUCUGAUGUCAAAAAUAAUUAUAAAGCCAUACUCAUAGCUGUUCCUUAAAAACAGCUCCUUUUUGUAGGAAGCUCCAUAUGGUUUACAUGGUGAUUAAGGGAGGUUUAAGAAGAUUCUUAACCAAGCAUAAUAAAAAGAACAAUUUCAACACAAUUUGAGUAAAAUUUAACAGCUAAACAAUGGAAAUAGAUCCUCACAGUGAUUACAAAACCUUGUCCUCAAAAAAAAUCCAAAGUACGGAAUAAAAAUUCUAUAAGUUUAACAAACUUUAAGGUAACGACAAGCGAACCUUCAAAUUUUCAAAACUUGCAAAAUUCAUCCUUCUGUAUUAACAAUUUUUUGCAGAGGCUAAUCAUUUUAAUCCCUUGUAACAGCCUGUUCCUGAAAUUUUUUUGUGGAAUUUCACUCAAUAGUCACUAAAAUCGCCCUUUUUAUAAUGCUACAUUAAGGAUCUUUUUAAAGUCUCCCUUAAUUAUAUUGUAAACCAUAUGGGGCCUUCCUAAGAAGAGGAGCUGUCUAAAGAAUGACUAUGAAUACAGUCCCUCAUGGGGGUUCAUUUUAUGGGCACGCAAGUCAUUUCAAUCAUGUUUGAAUCAAAAGUCCUGGCCAUGCAUUCUAUAAAUCAAAUGUGAGUCGCAAUGACCAAGGAAAUAAAGUUAACGUUGAUUUUUCUCAGUGCCAAAGUAGUGCCCAAGUUCGUCCAACUGUGAUAGACUCUCGUAGGUUCUUCCAUCCAAACAGUUAAGAUUCUAGCAUUUUAUGUAUGAAUUAAGUGUGUGUAUUUCGAAUGAUGUUAAAGGGAGGGAAAACUCAGCUCCGAUGCAGUACCUGUUUUUACUCCAGUUCUUGUAGUACUUUUACAAGCUUUGUGGUUUUAUGAUAUGGUUUUUGGUUGUUCAUUUAUUGAUUUUUUGUUCCAAUUCAAUAAUUUCAAGUCCAAAAACUAAGCGCCAUCAUGAUUUUCAGUACACUUGAAGAGCUUGCAUAUUGCAAGUAAAUACUAAAAUUAUGUACUAGCUUUUAACAUUGUUAGGAGUGGAAAUAUUGAGUGACAAAUGUGUCAAAAUACAAUGUGUGUGCUCAAAUGUUUUUCUUAAGAAAGUUUCAUAUCUAUGACCAUUAAAUAUCUAUGAUAAAAUUUUACAUUCCAGAAGUUGAGGGACAUAACAUUAGGCCUAAUAUUCAUGCUUAGGGUGCUUCAUGGUCAUUCCUCUAUCAGGUCUUUGCCUCAGGGAGGCUUCAUAAGGUUUAAAUUGUGAUUAAAAAAGGUUUAAAAAGUCUCUGGCACAUCAUCAUGAUGAAAAACAGCUUUGACAUAAAAAAUAAGAAAUACCAAAGAAAGUAUAUUGCAAUUCUGCAAAUAUAUGAUAGGGUUCUACACUGAAUUUUGUUAAAAUUGGAAAA
Bemisia tabaci is the source of this 4715-nucleotide messenger RNA. RefSeq names its product regulator of microtubule dynamics protein 1. Lineage: Eukaryota; Metazoa; Arthropoda; Insecta; Hemiptera; Aleyrodidae. The record is from RefSeq and is a predicted model, not a curated record. Gene Ontology annotation, cellular component: mitotic spindle pole; spindle microtubule; mitochondrion. Gene Ontology annotation, molecular function: microtubule binding.